Molecule: messenger RNA, 3123 nt
Organism: Microplitis mediator
Lineage: Eukaryota; Metazoa; Arthropoda; Insecta; Hymenoptera; Braconidae
Exons: 2
Coding region: 308-1780 (490 amino acids)
Source: RefSeq, a predicted model, not a curated record
CACGUUAUCUCAUAAUAGAUAUCAUUUUGCACAGACAACUAUAAUUUAAUAUAGAAUCGAUAAUCAGUCGUUUGUGCGUGUUUUUUCGUGCAUAGAUUUACAGAAAUUUCGAAUCAUAAUAAAUACUCAUAUUUCUUUGUGGUGAAUAAGUCUAAAGUGCAACAGUCAUUACUUUUUCUGAAACAUGUGUAUAUAACUCAUGUUCUGAAAAUAUGACGUUUAUAGUAUAACGGUUCGAUUUCUGUAAUUAUAAGACUAUCAUUCGAAGUAGUGACUGCUGCUGCAAAUGCUUUACUGUUAAGUGAACAUGGAUGAAUUUUUCGAUCAAGAGCGUUUCAAUUCACACAUAUUACCAACUCUUCAUAAAUCGAUAGAUACACUAGCGAUAAAACUUAAAAUUGUCGCUCAGCGAUUGAAAAAAGGAAAAAGAAAACGAAAAAAUAAUUCCGAAAAAAUAGAUAGUUCUGGCACGAAUGAGUUUAAGAAAAUUAUUCCGAAAAAUAUAACUGCAGAGAAUACAUUUGACACUAAUUUUGAUGGUAUCAUCAACUCUGAAAAUAAUAAUUUUUUUCUUGAAAUUGACAAGAAAGACAAUGACAGUGCUGGAGCUCCAUCGAAUUUCAAUGUUGCGGAUACGUAUGCUAGAGAUACUGUCACAGAUGAAAACAGUAAUGAUACUUCACUUCUUAUGGCCAAUACGAUCACCUACAAGCAACUAAUUAUUGGCACAUUAAGACUUAUCAGUUACAUUUAUCGAUCACCAAAUGUGGCUUAUGAAGAUUCCGAAACCAUCAUGAAAAAUGGUAAUAUUGAUUACUUAUUGCUGAAUAAAAUAUCGGUUCCUUUGAUUAAUCAGUUGUUUAAUUUAUACCAUGCAUUUGGUAAUAAAUUUUUUUUCAUAAAUCGUAGAAAAAGAGUUUCGAAAGAAAUGCGUUCAGUCAUGAGUCAUUCUACAGUAGCCAUGAAUUUCUUAUUUAAACUUAUUUUCGAGAUUUCUCCAUGUGCAUUAGUUUCUGUACUAUUCAUGUAUAUACAAAACGAUGAGUAUGCAAAAUCAUGUUGUUCGAUAUUACGAGACUAUUUGAUACCUUACAUAACUAAAUUUAGUCGUUUGCGACAUGAACAAUUAGUUUAUGAAAUGCGAUUACGACAAAUGAUCACUGAUAAAGAUUAUAUGCAACUUUUUGACAUUCUUAAAAUUGAUAUCGAACGGGUAAUUUACAGAAAGUAUCCACUACCAUUCAACUUGAAUAAUAAUUUAAAAUCGUUGCAUAUUCUUAAGUAUCAUAUGUAUAAAAGAAACACAAAGAAUAUCUAUUAUUACGAAUCUGAAGACGCUGUUCAACUAAUGUCGAAGAAGGGAGAUAGUGCUUCACUGAUAGUUUUUGUAAGAGGAAUGUGCGUAUUUAUAUUUGAUGUUUUGGAACUAAAUGGAGAGAAUUUAGAAGAAAAAAGUUGGGCUGAACGCUUGGCACUAUAUAAGCCCUUUCUGAAAGAGAGAUGUGAAAAUAUUAUUACCGUAAAAGAAAUUCAUGAAUCAGAAUUGGAUUCUUUAAUCAAACGACCCACGUUUAUUUACGUUAAAACUUGUGGAUUUGGACUAGGAACAUUUUUUGAAACUUUUCAUAAAUAUGAACGGAAAGGGCGACGAACGUCCAUCAUUACUGAACUACCGCGUUAUAACUCAUCUUUUAAGCUUCAAAAUUCAUCAAUCAAACCAAUGCCUUCAUCAAUGUCACAAAUAAAAAAAAAUAAGUUCGCUAUUAUCGAUCAAUUAUAAAAAUUGAUUUAUCCGGAAAAAAAUCGUCAGGCAUGAUCAUGCUUGAUCACGAAUGAGUUAUACAUGAUCAAGUAUGAACUAUGUAUGGUCAUGCAUAACAGAGCAUGCUCAAUCAUGACCUUUCCUGGUAGAUCAUAUCUCUAGAUACAAUUAUUCCUUACGUAAGUAAUGAGCAAGUCUGAUCUAGAAUGAGCCAUGCAUGAUCAUGCUUGAUCACGAACGAGUCAUGUCUGGCCAUGCAUGAAUCAUGUCUGGCCAUGCAUAGUCAGGCACGAAUAAUGCAUGAAUUCUGCAUGAUCCUAUAUGAUCAUGCAUGGUGAUUUUUUCCCGGGUAAUAAUUAUCAUGUUUAACAAGGGUUCGUACUUCUCUCUCUAUUACACUCAAGUCCACGAACGGUACUAUCUUUGUUGGACUUACGCAGUAAAUGGAAACUUUGGCUGAGUUUUUCGCUUAAACAAACGAAUAUUGUCAAACAAUUAAAGCGCACUUCGCUAGAUUAGACAGCAGUGCAUCAAUGUUCGGUCUGUAUUUUGUAUUUAGAAAUUUUGUUUCCGAAAAAAACUCAGCCGAAAAUAUCUGAUAACCCCUGUUAAUCAUCAAAUUUAACAAAAGUUACACAAUUAAUUCUUAUUUCGUUGUUUACAUAGGCUUUUAUGAUAUUUCUAUGAUCGGUAAAAAAGUCGAUAUUUGAUAGUUAGAAGAUUUAGUCAAUUCAUUUAGUUUCUAUUAAUGAUUGAUUUUUGUACUUUGAUUGUGUAAAAUUACGUAAAAUUAUCGAUAGUAAUUUUCAAAACUUAAGACUAUUAAAAAAAUAUAUGCUUUUUUCCCUACGAUUUCUCUUCAUAUUUUGUAACUUUAUCGAGAAUAAAUCUUUAUGAAAACAUUUUUCACGUGGCAGUUUGAUAUAAAUUAUGACAGAGUGAUUAGCUUGCCAAGUCUGGUCGCACCUAAGUAUUAUAGUCGAAUAUUAGGGCGCCACUGGAAGAUGAUGGACUCGGCCUUCCAGAACCGGAUGUUAAUGUAAAUUGAUUUUAUAUGCUCAGGGUCGUUCGUAAUUUUUAUAAUUUUGUGAGAGAGGAGAGGAAUGAUGAACAGGCUGAAAUAAAUUUUAUUUAAAACUAUGCUUUCAAUUUUAAUUAUUAUAAGCACCUUGCUUAUUAUUUAUUUACCCUUAAUAACAAUUAUAACCUUAUGACAAACUAAAUUCUUAUGACAAACUAAUUUCCUCGUCCCCUGGACGUUUCCUUAUGACAAACUAAAUUUUUCCUCGUCCCCUGGACGGAAUCUUAUGACAAACUAAUAACGUCCCCUGGACGUUUCCACACACACACUCCCACGUUAA